AUGGCAAACGCAUUUCGUCACCAAAACAGUUUCAACGCGGUGCUCGACGUAGUUUGUUGAUUUGUCGCGCUUUAAUCUUAUAAUUUAUGUGGCAAUGCCAGCGCCUGCGGGAGAAUAAGUUCUUGUAGCAACCUCUAAGGGAAUAUUGGAACUGAUUUUAUAACGUGCUAUAGUACAAAACCCUUCUACAAUGUCUGAGCGAUAUGCGAAUGGGGUAUCCACCAGUUUAGUGGAGCCCCCUGCCAAUGGACAUUCAGCAGACACAAAGAAAGCAGUUGAAGACGGCGAUGGAGACAAAAUAGUGCUAAAGCGAAAACUAACUCUAAUCAAUGGAGUGGCCAUUAUAGUGGGCACUAUUAUUGGAUCGGGCAUAUUUAUAGCACCCACCGGAGUGUUCUACUAUACGGAAUCCGUCGGAAGUUCACUUUUGAUUUGGUCCGCCUGUGGGAUUCUUUCAACAAUCGGCGCUCUUUGCUAUGCGGAGCUGGGCACUAGCAUUACGAGAUCCGGGGGAGAUUACGCCUAUCUGUUGGUCGCAUUUGGGCCGCUUGUAGGCUUUCUACGCCUAUGGAUCGCCCUGCUCAUUAUCAGGCCUACUACACAGACAAUAGUUGCGCUGACUUUUGCCCAUUAUGCUGCCAAGCCCUUCUUUGAGGACUGCGAUCCGCCACAGAAUGCCGUGAAGCUGCUAGCUGCCGUGUGUCUAUGUCUACUCACUGCCAUAAACUGUCUGUCCGUCAAGGUGUCGAUGAAGGUGCAGGAUAUCUUUACGGUCGGCAAGCUCUUGGCACUUAUUAUGAUAAUACUCGCCGGUCUAUAUGUCAUGGCCACUGGAAAGUUGGAUAACUUUUCGAAUCCCUGGGAGGGUAGCUACAGUGCGCGAAAUAUUGGCUAUGCUUUCUACUCCGGCCUGUUUGCCUUUGGCGGCUGGAACUAUUUGAACUUUGUCACUGAGGAGCUCCAGGAUCCAUACAAAAAUUUGCCACGCGCCAUUUGGAUAGCGAUGCCCCUGGUUACGGGAAUUUAUGUGCUGGUUAAUCUGGCAUAUUUUGCCGUUGUCUCCAAGCCGGAGAUGCUGAGCUCUCUGGCAGUUGCCGUGACCUUUGGCAACAAGGUAUUUGGACCGCUGGCCUUUAUGGUGCCCAUUUUUGUGGCAUUGAGCACUUUUGGCGGCGUGAAUGGUGUGCUCUUCACCUCGGCUCGUCUGUUUGCCACUGGCGCCCAGGAGGGUCAUCUGCCCAAGUUCUUUCAACUGUUCCAUGUCAAGCAACAGACACCAAUACCUUCGCUGAUAUUUACCUGUUUGAUGUCGUUGCUAAUGCUGCUUACCGAGAAUGUCUAUGAGCUGAUUAACUACUUCAGCUCCGUGUUAUGGCUCUCCGUUGUAGCCAGCAUAGCGGGCAUGUUGUGGCUGCGACACAAGAAACCUGAUUUACCUCGUCCCAUCAAAGUGCAUUUGGCAUUGCCAAUCAUUUUUAUGACCAUUUGCGUGACCUUGGUGCUGUUACCCAACUUUAAGGAGCCCGCCAACCUACUCAUUGGCAUCGCCAUCACCUUAGCUGGCAUUCCCUUCUACUAUGUGUGCAUUGCCUGGCAGCAAAAGCCGCGUUGCUAUGGCCGUCUCUCGAAUGCCAUGGUUGAGCUUUGUCGUGCCAUCUUCAAUACAACCAUUAUAGAGUCAAACGAAUCGCUAAAGUAGGCCAAAGUGCUAUGUGCAUUUAGUUAACCACACAAAGCAAAGAUAUUUAACUCCAGCCAAGGGCUUUUUAAUUGUAUGCCAAAACUUUUUGUAUGAUAUUUUCGCACCGACAUUAUUAUCAUUCCUCAAAAUUUAAUUUGCAAAUCAGUUUAUAUGCUAGCUAUAGUUACAUUUUUGUAUUAUCUUUAUAUUUAUUCAAGUGAUGGCAGUUACAAAAGAGUUUCUCACACAACUUAUAUAAACAAAUAGCUAUAUAUAAAUGAUAUAUAUACACGUAUGUACUUGCCUCUGUUGUGACGCGUUUAGGGAAACCAUAAAUUAUAAGCGAAAAAUAUUGAAACUAGCUAUAAGUAUUACUACGCAUAUUUAUCAACUUGAA
This is a messenger RNA of Drosophila hydei, 2078 nucleotides long. It is a transcript of the gene JhI-21, whose product is annotated as large neutral amino acids transporter small subunit 1. Gene Ontology annotation, cellular component: membrane. The record is from RefSeq and is a predicted model, not a curated record. NCBI's taxonomy places the organism in Eukaryota, Metazoa, Arthropoda, Insecta, Diptera, Drosophilidae. Gene Ontology annotation, biological process: amino acid transmembrane transport. Gene Ontology annotation, molecular function: L-amino acid transmembrane transporter activity. Bases 191 to 1699 code for a protein of 502 amino acids. The transcript has 8 exons.